This is a messenger RNA of Aptenodytes forsteri (emperor penguin), 4979 nucleotides long. It is a transcript of the gene LCLAT1, whose product is annotated as lysocardiolipin acyltransferase 1. Gene Ontology annotation, cellular component: endomembrane system. The coding region runs from base 108 to 1244 and encodes 378 amino acids. The transcript has 6 exons. NCBI's taxonomy places the organism in Eukaryota, Metazoa, Chordata, Aves, Sphenisciformes, Spheniscidae. Gene Ontology annotation, molecular function: acyltransferase activity. The record is from RefSeq and is a predicted model, not a curated record.
CCGUGCUGUAGGAGGGCCGGGAGCCGCGGCGAUGCCAGACGAGGAGCCGCUGGAGGAGAGCGCUUGAGCUCGUCUGGGGAUACGUUCAGUGUGUGUGAAACGUAGCCAUGGUGUCAUGGAAAGGGAUAUACUUUGUACUUGCACUAUUCUUGGGAAGUUUUUUUGGAAGUAUAUUCAUGCUUGGUCCUUUUCUACCUUUGAUGUUUAUCUCGCCGGCCUGGUAUCGCUGGAUCACCGAUUGUGUUGUGGCCACUUGGCUCACGCUCCCAGUGGCCUUGCUGGAGAUGGUGUUUGGUGCCAAGGUGGUUGUCACUGGUGACGGAUUUGUUCCUGGAGAAAGGAGUGUCAUUAUCAUGAACCAUCGCACACGAAUGGACUGGAUGUUCCUGUGGAACUGCCUGCUGCGAUACAGCUACCUCAGACUUGAAAAAAUCUGUCUCAAAUCCAGUCUCAAAAGCAUUCCAGGAUUUGGCUGGGCGAUGCAGGUUGCUGCCUUUGUUUUCAUUCAGAGAAAGUGGGAAGAUGACAAGAGUCACUUUGAAAAAAUGCUGGAUUAUUUCUGUGACAUUCGUGAACCACUACAACUCCUCAUCUUUCCGGAAGGAACUGAUCUCACAGCCAAUACCAAAGCCCGCAGUAAUGAAUUCGCUGAAAAGAACGGACUUCAAAAAUAUGAGUACGUCUUACAUCCUCGAACUACUGGAUUCACUUUUGUGGUUGACCGUCUAAGGGAAGGUGACAAUCUCGAUGCUAUCCAUGACAUAACUGUGGCAUACCCCCGAAAUAUUCCUCAGACGGAGAAGCACCUUUUGAAUGGAAACUUCCCAAAGGAGAUUCACUUCCACGUCCAGAGAUAUCCCAUAGAGACAGUGCCCACUUCUAAGGAGGAGCUGCAGCUUUGGUGCCGGAAGCGUUGGGAAGAGAAAGAGGAGAGACUCCGACACUUCUAUGAAGGUGGAAAAUGCUUCAGUGCAACAGGGCAAAGCAUUAUUCCACCGUGUAAAUCUGAGCUCAGGGUCCUCACGGUUAAGUGCAUCUCGCUCCUGUAUUGGACGGUGUUCCCACUGGGUAUGCUUGCACUACUGUACCUGUACAGCUUUGCACGAUGGUAUUUUGCAGCCAUGAUCAUCUUUUUUGUUGUGCAGCAAAAGAUAUUUGGUGGGCUGGAACUAAUUGAACUCGCUUGUCAUCGAUAUUUUAAAAAGCAACAGAAAUUUCACGACACGAAAACUAAAAACAAUUAGUUCUAGGGUAGAGAAAGAUGUAAAAAUGGGUGGUUUUGAGAUGUCCUGCAAAUUUUAUGCACAGGGAAGAAUUUUUGCAUGAGAAUUGUCUUUUACUAUCACCAUUGUUAGACAUUUGAACUUGAUUCUGUGAAGAGAGAGAAAAAUGUUAGUUAUUGCUACACGUGAAAAUGGUAGUUUUUAUCUCUGAAUGUAAUUUCAACAUUGCUCUUGCAAGCAGCUAGCAACUGCAUUCUGCUGUAAUUAAGAAACAAAUUGCUGGAUUACUGAACAAUCGUAAGGAUGUUAAUAAAUGUGACCUGCACUGAACUUUCAUGUAGAAACCCAAACUGUCCAGCUAAGAGAGACAGAUGUAUGAGUUCUGUAUAGUCACAUUGUUGUGAAGUAAGCACCAGACUUGGAAAGCUGGUAAGUUUAACGAUGUUUUGAUGGUAGGUGGAAGUUGGAGGAGAAGUUGUUCUGUUUCUUUUUUCUAUUUCAAAUAUUCAAACUUAUUUUAAAAUAAUAUUUUUGCAUAAACUUUUCCAAACAUUACUGAACCUACCACUAUUCAACCAUUCUGGCUUGGUCACUCAGAAGGAUUUUUAAGCCUUGCAGUCUUGUAGUACAGAAAACAGUGCUGGCUCUGCCUCCAUUUAAGUCUUAACUGAUUAUUUAAUAGACCUAUGCAGCUAAGUUUUGAUUUCUCACUGUUUCACGCUGUUUCGGUCUCCCUGUUAGCUGUGGGAGACUUGUUCCUACAGUAGUAUACAGAGCUGCGGGAUAGGGGAGCUGUUUUUUUGUUGUUUUAUUGGUGUUUUUUUCUCGUAGAGGCAAAAAUAAGUGUCUGUCUCUGAGUAGCUGGCAAAUAUUUUUCAAAAAGGUGUCCUUGUAGUCAUUAUUUGAUCGAAAACAUUUUAUUUAUUUUUCAGAGUAGGCAGGAUAUCUUUUUUUUUUGAAGCAUUUAUUUUGGUUUUCACAUUGUUUCCUUAGGCAUUUCAAGUGUCCAUAUAGAUAAGCAGGAAGACUGCUUGUUCCAUGCGUGUCAGCCAAACCUGCUGAAAUGCGUCUGAUGCAAUGGCUGUCUCCUUAUAGGUACAAAAGAUGGGUUUCAGACUUAUCAUAGCACAGGGAAAUUGAGCUACCUCUUCCCUUUGCAGUGUUCUCUUUGAUUGCCUGACGACAUCAUUGCUUUUCCAACCUCCUUUGCAAUUUUUGGGGCGUUCUUUUGGGGCUCCCACUAUAACGCUUUCCCUUAUUUUCAUGACGUUCAGAAAAUCUGAAGGCUUAAACUCAGACAAGGCACUUUCAAGUGUAUUCCUUGUCAUAUAUAAUAAAAGUAAUGUUCAUGCUAACAUAGUAAAAGACAUAAACGUUGCCAGCGCUUAGGAGACACUUCAGGUUAGAUUUGUUUUUCAACCUCAGAAAUGUUAGACCACUUGAUCAACUGUAUUGCUGCAAAACCUUCCUGACUUACUAAAUAUUUGUUGUUCAUUGCAUGAAGGCUUGUCUGAGCUAAACCGAGAUGGCCCGGCUCCAUAUGUUGAGUGGCAUUGCCAUGAAAUGUGAAAGUACAGAGCGCAAAAUGUAUCUUGUACUGUGCUGAGUAUCUCAAGCAUUGAGUCGGCAUGGUUAGACACAUCUAUUUUCUUCUAAAUUAUAACACUAAACAUGUUGUCUAAUGUGUUUAUAUCAAAGGCCAUUUUUUAAAUGAAUCACCAGCCUCUAUUCAACUGUCCCUUGCAAGGUGACAAGUAUUUUUUAAUCUAUGCUUAUAAUAACUAAUUGUUUAUUAUGUGGAAAGUACUUGAAGCCAUCUGUUUUACUCUAAUUUUUUUAAUCCCUUUUUUCUUAAAAAUAAAUAAAACUAGGUUUAUAUUUAGGGUUAUGUUUCUUAAUGAUUUUUUCAUAUUUAUAUUUGAGUACCUGAUGACUGACAACUGGUGUUUCAUUGUCACGAGUGGAAGGAGGUCCUUUCUGCACUAUGAGGACUUUUUUUAACGUAAUUCUGUGAUAUCAAAGGCAUGGUUGCAGCUUAAAUCUACAUAGCCUGGUUCUUCUUCGCCUGAUACUCUGCUUUGGUGCAGUUCCCUGCACAUCCAGGUAACUCGCUGCAAGGGAAAACCUAAAAACCUCAUUUAUGGUUAAUGCAGAGGAGGCCUAAAAGGCUGCUUCUAGUCUGUCCUGAGCCAUGGCUGUGCUUUCAUACCAGGAGUAACCAUGGCCACCCUACUCCAAUAGCCUUAACAUAGUCUUCAGGAAUGACUUCGGAGGACAGGUUAUAUAUGUUGGUGACGUAAAUACCAGCUUUUCUCAGUCGUUCAGAGAACUUUGUGGUAUCAUCAAAUGUAUCGGAAACAUCGGUGUGAGUCUUGGUCAUGGAGCGGUGAAAGGUUUACAUCUGUGUGUGAUUAGCGUUGGGCUCUGAAAAUGAAAUCAAAUGCAGUCCAUCAUUGACCCUUACAAGGGGUUUUCUCCCAGCUGGAGCCAAACACGUAACCUACUGUAAUGUGGUAAACAUCCUGCAAAUCUGUAAUUCAUCCUCCUCUGUCAUGUAUUCUGAUUGAAGAGAAAGAAUAAUCUUCUUGUCAGCUGCUAAUGUCACGUUUGCAGUGCCCGACUCCAUGAUGCGGGGCGGCACAUGGUAAGUGAAGAAUCCUCCUCUCACAGGGAAGGGUGUUGGCUUUGGGACUGAUGUAAAUUUUCAGAUUAUGUGCAUCAUUUUCCAGCUCAGUUAGAAAUGCAAGACAGGAGAAAAAAAUGGAAUAAAAAGAAAAAGCUUUGUGGAUAUAGAAGCUUCUUUGUUUAGAAAGUGGCUAAGGAACUUGGGGAAGAUCUUUCUGUGAAUGCUUUUUUUCCUCUUUGGUCAAAAUGUAGCUUUUUAUUCAAAAAGUUCUAAUAUACAGAUUUUUUUGAGACUAUUUUGUUCUUACCCUGUUUCCCUAUCCAAAAUACACUAAGAUGGCACUUAGGGACAUGGUUUAGUGGUGGACUUGGCAGUGUUAGGUUUACGGUUGGACUCGAUGAUCUUAAAGGUCUUUUCCAACCUAAAUGAUUCUAUGAUUCUGUACUGGGUCAAUCACUUUGAAAUGUUUUCAAUGCUGGUAGGUUAAAGGUGCUAGUACUCCAGGAAUCACACACACCCCCUCUUUCAUGGGGCGCGUAUAUUGGCACAGAGACUUGUCUCACUCAUUAGCAUGUUUGUCACGGCUCACCUUCUCUCGUAGUCCCAGCAGCCACACUGCUCAGCAGCGACUGCUCUGUCUACGGGACCUACAGGUCUUGCUAGGCGUUGCUCAUGUUAUUUGAGAUCAAUGAUGUGCUUUAAGGACACUGCUCUUGUUUGCUCAAUCAAACGUUUCCCCAUCAGCAUCAGGGGUUUCUUUCUCUUUGCUCAGAACAGAAGGUUGAAAUCCUGCCAUCUGUGUUUGUCAUCAAGCUCACCUGGGUAGCAGGACGUCAGACCAAGACAUUUCUCUCUUGGCUUCAAAGCUGCAAGGCCUGAAGCUGGUCUGUAAGGUGUUGUCUUGGUCGUGUGAAAUGUAGUUCCUAGUUUUGUGCAUUGCAUCAAUCUCUGUUGUUUAAAAAAGAUCCGUGUUUUUAUAACUUGAUUUUAUAUGUACACUGCGUGAAAGGAAACACCAGGAUACUACAAACCUACAGAAAGCCUUAGUUUUCAGAGUCCACUGAUUAUAUUAGAAUGUUUUAACCAUGUACCAGUUACUCUGCAGCAACAAUAAAGACCUGAAGCAUUGC